UCUCGCCAUGCUCGUCUUUGCUGUCCAUGCGCUGACCUUCGCCGUGGGAUUUCCUGCCAACGUCUUCACCUUCCUCACCCUCCUCAUCAAAAUCCGAUGUCACCGUCCUCAUCCCCACCUCACCGCUGCCGACCUCCUCCUCCUCCACCUCACCACCACCGACCUUCUCCUCCUCCUCUUCCUCCCCUUCAAGAUGGCUGAGGCAGCUGCCAAGAUGGUGUGGCCCUUCCCCACAGUGCUCUGCCCCAUAGCAAACUUCUGCUUCUACUCCAGCAUCUACCUCAGCACUCUCUUUAUGGCUGCCCUCAGUGUGGAGCGCUACUUUGGGGUCGUGUUCCCGCACCGCUACAACCGGCGCCGGAGGUUAUGGCGGACGAUGGCUGCCAGCGCUGUCCUUUCAGUGAUGGCAUUGUCUCAUUGUUCCAUCAUCUUUGUGGCAGAAUAUCACAGAGAUUUUGGUGUCAAUGGGUCUGAGGCUGAUGGGGAAGGUGGUUAUGGAGUGAAUGGGACCAAGACCAGGGAAUCCGGGAUGGAGAACCCCUAUGACGUUGGCCUCACUGGGCUGAAGAUGGGCAGCUCCCAUUCCUUUGAAGCCAAUGUUAUCAACCUUGGAAAAUUUGAGUUGAUCCAACCUGACUGCGUUGACACCAAUGUCCCCAACACCUCCACUGCUAACAUCACCAUCCCCUGUGUCUCAAAGAACUCCAGUGCCGACAUCUGCAGGAUCUCCAGCCCCAACGCCAACCUCAACAACUCCAGCUUCAAAUCCUCUGCCUGCACAACCCCAAACACACCCCACAUCCCCACCACCACCCCGUGGACUUCCCAGAAUGCCUCUGAAACUCAGCGCCACCGGGGCUACCACUGCUACGAUGACUUCUCCCAAACCCAGCUGCAAUUCGUCCUCCCGCUGUGCCUCGAGCUCUUCCUCAUCCUCUUCCUCAUCCCCUCUGCCAUCACCAUGUUCUGCUACAUCCACCUCAUCCAUGCCCUCCUCACUCAACCCCACAUCCCACUGCAGAAGAAGUACCGCACUGUGGGGCUGGCUGUGGUCACCAUGGUCAACUUUGGGGUCUGCUUUGGACCCUACAACAUCUCGCAUGUGGUGGGCUUUGUGCAGCAGCGCAGCCCUGAGUGGAGGCCCUACGCUCUGCUCCUCACCACCCUCAGCGCUGCGCUUGACCCCUUCAUCUUCUAUUUCUCCUCCAGUGCAGUGCGGAGGGCGGUCAGUGGGAUGGUGGGAGCAAUUCGGGGCACAAUGUGUGGGUUUUGGGGUUGGUGUUGGCAGAGACAAUGAGCCCCAACCUGGAGGAGGUUAUGGGGUAAAUGAGGUUCUUGUGAUUGGAGUGGGCUUAAUGGGGUAGGAGGUCAGAAAUAGGGAUAGGUCCAGAUUCCUUGUGGUCAGCGUUG
This is a messenger RNA of Gallus gallus (chicken), 1410 nucleotides long. Its product is annotated as free fatty acid receptor 3-like. Gene Ontology annotation, molecular function: G protein-coupled receptor activity. The record is from RefSeq and is a predicted model, not a curated record. Gene Ontology annotation, biological process: G protein-coupled receptor signaling pathway; cellular response to fatty acid. Gene Ontology annotation, cellular component: plasma membrane. Bases 8 to 1297 code for a protein of 429 amino acids. Lineage: Eukaryota; Metazoa; Chordata; Aves; Galliformes; Phasianidae. The transcript has a single exon.